AUGCUAGUUUGGCAAAGUAUCUUGUUAUUUCUUGUUGGUUGUGUCUUAUCAAAAUCACCAACUAACCUUUAUACACCAGGUUAUGUUCAGUGUCCUGAAGGUAAAUUAACUAGGUCCUCAUUGGAUGGUAUCAAUUCCAAUGAAAAAGCAUACAUUGAUAGAAGGUAUGCAAAUGCCAAAAGUGAAUUAAGCAAGUUUCUUCAUAAUGCCAAAAUAGUUGAUUUCGAUGUUGAUGGGUUUUUGGAAACAGCAAACCCAACAAUUGGACUUGCAUUUGGCGGUGGAGGCUACAGAGCUAUGCUAGUUGGUGCUGGUGAAUUACUUGCUUUAGAUUCACGAGCAACUAAUCCUUCAGUUUUAAGUGGGAUCUUGCAGAGUUCAAGCUAUAUUGUUGGUUUAUCUGGCGGCUCAUGGCUAGUUGGAAGUCUUGCCAGUAAUGAUUUGAUACCAGUGGAUCAACUUUUACGAGAAGACAAAUUGUGGGAUAUACAAAAUUCAUUAGUUGCAUACUAUGGAGUAAAUAUUGUUAGAAAUACUGCAAUGUGGGGUAACAUUAAUUUGCAGGUCCAAACCAAACAAUUAGCUGGUUUUACUGUCAGUAUAACAGAUGUCUAUGGGAGAGCUUUGAGUCACCAAUUGUUAACAAAUUUUGACAAUCAAGGGGCUUCAUUUUUAUGGUCAGAUGUAACUGAGACCACAUCAUUCCAAAAUAAUGAAAUGCCAUAUCCAAUACUAACCGCGUUGGGAAGGGAACCAAACACUGUGCUCAUGAAUUUCAAUUCUACCGUAUUUGAAUUAACCCCUUAUGAAGUGGGUUCAUGGGAUCCAAGUUUGAGAAGCUUUGUUGAUACCAAAUAUAUUGGAACCAGGCUUGAUGAUGGGGCUCCUGUCUCUAAAAGAUGUGUUAAUGGGUUUGAUAAUGCAGGGUUUUUCAUGGGCACAUCCUCAUCUUUAUUUAAUAUAGUGUUGCAACAACUUAAUAACAUGCCAAUCCCACCAUUCCUUAAAGAGCUCAUUAGCAAAUUCACCCUCGACCCUGUUGAAAAGUUAAAUAUUGAUAUUGCACAAUACAAUCCAAAUCCAUUUCACAAAAGCAAUAAUUCCGAUACCAAAAUAGCACAAUCUCGAACACUAUAUUUGGCAGAUGGAGGUGAAGACGGUCAGAAUGUUCCCUUGCUUCCAUUGAUCCACCGUAAGGUAAGCGCAAUCUUUGCCUUUGAUCAAUCGGCAGAUAAAAACAAUUGGCCAGAUGGAUCAGCUUUAAUCAAAACUUUUGAACGACAAUUCUCAUCACAAGGAGAUGGCAUUGCCUUCCCAUAUGUCCCAGAUCAGAACACUUUCCGGAACUUAAAUUUAACUAGUAAGCCAACGUUUUUUGGAUGUGAUGCCCAGAACUUGACAUCAUUAACUGAAAAUAUCUAUGAUGUUCCUGUGGUUAUAUAUCUUGCAAAUCGUCCAUUCACAUACUUUUCCAAUACAUCUACUUUCAAACUCAAGUAUUCUGAUACGGAACGACAAGGAAUGAUUUCAAAUGGAUAUGAUGUUGCAUCUCGCUUGAAUGGUAAAUUGGACAACGAGUGGGCAGCUUGUGUUGGUUGUGCCAUUAUACGCAGAGAACAAGAACGUCUAGGAAUCGAACAAACGGAACAAUGCAAAAAGUGUUUUGAGAAUUAUUGCUGGGAUGGUACAAUAUACAAAGGUGAACCUUUGGGCGACAACUUCAGUGAUGAAGGCUUAACAACGAGCGCGGCAGACUAUAAUCUGAAUAAUGUGGCUGGAAUUAAUGACGGCGGUAUUGCGUUGGUUAAACGAGAUGAUCUCAGUAAUUGA
This is a messenger RNA of Candida albicans SC5314, 1830 nucleotides long. It is a transcript of the gene PLB2, whose product is annotated as Plb2p. The transcript has a single exon. The record is from RefSeq and is a predicted model, not a curated record. NCBI's taxonomy places the organism in Eukaryota, Fungi, Ascomycota, Pichiomycetes, Serinales, Debaryomycetaceae. Gene Ontology annotation, cellular component: intracellular membrane-bounded organelle; extracellular region; cytosol. Gene Ontology annotation, molecular function: A2-type glycerophospholipase activity. Gene Ontology annotation, biological process: glycerophospholipid catabolic process. The coding region runs from base 1 to 1830 and encodes 609 amino acids.